GGGGGCGGUGGAGCCGUCGUGAGCCGCUCGAGCGAGGAGAGCCUUCUCCCUCGCCUAGCUGCGUGGGAAAAGUCUAAGCACAUUGCUAGUAAGAUCCAGUUCCAGAUCGAGAGCCGGAUGCAGGGGAGUCCCUUCACCCUAGGGUUGGGGGAGCCGAACCUUGCUGGAAAACCCAUCUUCGAGUACGAUCUCGUUGUUCGACCUUCCGAACUACAUUCCCUGAAGAAAAGCCCAUACGAGAAUCUCAACAACCACGAGAACGAGAAUCUCUUCACCAUUCACCAGAUUCUUGAGUCCUGGCUCGCGUCAGCGAGGGAGCUCACGAGGAGAUUAGCGGAUCGCAUAGAUUCCUCCGAUUGGGCCGCAGCCGCCGGCGAUUGCUGGCUCCUAGAAAGAAUCUGGAAGCUUCUUGCCGAUAUUACGGAUCUUCAUCUCCUAAUGGAUCCCGACGAUCUCCUCAGGCUCAGGGGUCAGCUCGCGCUUCGGGCGAGCAACGGAUCGGAGGCAUUCUGUUUCCGAUCGGCGGCGCUGCGCGAUGUCACGGCCGCGUCAGGGAAGGAACUGAAAAGGAGGGUGCCAUGGGUGCUCGGCGCUGAAGCUGAUCCGAGCGGUGGGCCAAGGCUGCUGGGAGCGACGAUGAGGCUUCGGAGGCGAGGGGACGAGGGGAAUCCCGGGAGGAUUCAUCUCUUGCAGGCGUUUCAGGCGGUGGAGGCGGCGGUGAAGAGGUUCUACUUUGGGUAUAGGCAAGUGGUGACUACGGUGAUGGGCAGCUUGGAAGCUACGACAUGCCGACCUCUGGUGGUUUCGCCGGAAUCCGGUGAUUCACUAUCGCUGAUGUUUCUGGAGCCGGCUUACUUCCCCAGUCUGGAUGCCGCCAAGACGUUUCUGGGUGAGUUAUGGGAGAACGAGCAAAGGCGUGGUCGAUCGGUCGGUCGGUGUGGGACGAGAUAAACGGGCCAGAGGUUGGGAGGAACAUGACAUAUGCGAGGAUCCGUAUUCAUAUGUAGUGUUAAUACGGGAUUUAAAUCUGAUGGAUUUGUAAUUUUGGCUGAGGAUGUAUGAUUUUGAUUGAAUUAUCUUUGGGAUUGGGGUUAA
Phalaenopsis equestris is the source of this 1095-nucleotide messenger RNA. Its product is annotated as nematode resistance protein-like HSPRO2. Lineage: Eukaryota; Viridiplantae; Streptophyta; Magnoliopsida; Asparagales; Orchidaceae. Gene Ontology annotation, biological process: defense response. Gene Ontology annotation, molecular function: metal ion binding; heme binding. The record is from RefSeq and is a predicted model, not a curated record.